Messenger RNA from Coffea arabica (coffee), 933 nucleotides. The record is from RefSeq and is a predicted model, not a curated record. Lineage: Eukaryota; Viridiplantae; Streptophyta; Magnoliopsida; Gentianales; Rubiaceae.
AUGGCAUCUGAAAUGGCCGCCCAAAAGAAGUUGAUCGACGAGCUCAUCAGUAGUGGAGUGCAGCCCGAGCCUCCGCCCAUCAGGCAACCGGAAUCCGAACCAUUUGUCAUUCCUCCAAUCCAAACCACUUUUGAGGGAGUUUUCAACCCACAGUAUACUUACACUCAAAAUCCUCCGUUCUAUCCUCCCUAUGGGCAAGGAUUUCAGACUCAAGGUGGUCAAGGUGGUCCAAACAUGCCUCCGGAUCCACAAGCUUUUUAUCAGACUACCGCAGAGCCUUUUGUGCUGGAGCACACUGUUCAAGCCAAGCCGGAAGUGGGGGAGUCAUCUGCCCCGAUUGAUCUGAAGUUACUUAAGCGAUUGGAUCGUUUCGAUGAGUUCAUCCGGAAAAGCCAAGGUUUAAGCAAGCAAGGGGUGUUAGACUACGAUGAUCUGUGCCUGUUUCCAAAUGUGCAGCUGCCCGUGGGAUUCAAGACCCCGAAAUUCAACAAAUAUGACGGUACAGGCAAUCCGAAGACACACUUGCGUUUGUUUGCCAACAAGUUGGGCAAACCGGUGGAUGACGAGAACUUGCCAUUAAGGUUAUUUCCGGAGAGUCUAGAAGGCGACGCCCUCGAUUGGUAUUCAAACUUAAAGCCAGAGGAGGUGAAAACUUGGCUUGAUCUGUCCAACGCCUUCAUCAGACAAUACGAGUAUAACUGCGAGUUAGCACUGACCAGAACUACUUUGGAAGGCACGAAGAGGCGAUCAUCUGAAGAUCAUAAGACAUACGCCAAAAGAUGGAGAAAGAUAGCUGCCAAGGUUGAGCCUUCGAUGACCGAAGAUGAAGUUAUUCGCACUUUCAUAAAGGCGCAUGAUCUUCCAUACUUUGAAGAAAUUUUCCGCAUGACUGGGUGUUCAUUUGCUGCUAUCGUGAAUAAAUUCGAAGAGUAG